UAAUAUUUUACCCAAAACGCAAGUUGAUUUAUCUCAGAAUGAUGCAAGAAGCAACUUCAGGAGUAUGGUGCUGGUAAGAUAUGCCAGAGAAACACAGGACAAAUAUCCCAUGGUCCCACUACCCUGUUACUCAGAGGUUGAGAGCCUAGAGACAUUUCCAUUUACUGAAACUCUGAAUUAUUGGUAAAGUAAGAAAUCAGAAAAAAGUGUCACAAAAUGUGUGGCACAUUUUAAGUGUUUAACAUUUUUAAAUUAAUACUGUUAACACAUAAACACAAAACGUGUGACUGCGCGUAUAACUUAAUUUUAUACAUAACAAGAAAAUACAUUUUUAUUUUUUUAAGUUUAUUUAUUUAUUGUUUUAGUAAUCUCUACACCCAACGUGGGGCUCGAACCCACCACCUGGAGAUCAAGAGUGACAGGCUCUUCUGAUUGAGCCAAGCACCCCAUAACAAGAAAAUGUAAAAGAGGCUAUUGAUGAAUGUGCGCCAUAGGCCUUGCUACUACCUCCAACUUUCCUCUUAGUGAUAAAAGCACACCUUUCUCUAGUCCCUGGUGUCAGUCUUCACCUGAAACAAAGACUGAGGGAGCCUGAGAGAGUUCCGAAGUUUUCCCACCGGUAGGAAGGAAGGUCCUGCUAAGUAUCUGGCCACCGGAAAAGCAGGCCGCUUUGGAGCCUAUGCUCCUACCUUCGCCACCUGGGCUUUCCAAGUCGGGCUGGCCAGCCUGGGGGCUGCCCUCCGCUGCCUGGUUGGCAGGAGCUCGGUUCCCGAACUUUCCAUAUCUGAAGCACCGGGGUGACCACGGACCAGGUCUCGGGGAGGGUGCACGCCUCCCACCACUCCCAGGGCUCUCCGGAGCUCGCGUCUCUACACGCGGCGCACUGGAGGACAAACCAAGCUGGCCACGCUGUGCGCUCGCGCGGAGGAACGAGCGGUUACCAACGUCACUUGGACAUUUGAGCCUAGAGUUGGGGGGGGGGGGGGGCUUGGCCUGCCAGCCGCCCGCCCGCGCGCGCCUCGGAGAAGCCCCGAGGCCCGCCAGGCCCGCCAGGCCCGUGGGGAAGGGCGGCCUGGAAAGCCUGGGCCUGCAGGCGGCCCCGGGGAGCCUGGCUUCGACUCACUCGGCCCGCACCGCCUGUCCCUCGGCGGAAGGCCCUUCACCUUCCUUCUCGGGGCCGGGGCGGGGCCGCGCCGGGCGCUGCAGGCCUAGCGGGCCCCAGACGGAUCGGCACCGAGAUGCGGGGCGGAGAGCGCGGGAAACGGGGCGGCGCGCGAGGGCCGGUGGGGGCGCAGCUCCUCCCGGGCCCGGGGAACGCCCGCCGGCCCGCCGGCCCGCCGGCCGAGCCCCCGCUUACUAACGCGAGCGACGUAGGUCAAGGCUAACCCGUCCCGCAGGGCCCAUAAGACCGAGAAGGAUCGCCGGGUCUGCGAAGGCUCGUGCGUUCCUCCUCAGCCCCAGGUGUCCCUCGGUUUUCCCCGGCCACGGAAAGGACCGAUGGGGGAGCGCUGAAAGUCGAGGCUCCUACUAGAAGCUUGCUCCAGAGGAUUUGAGAAAUGGGGCUUCCAAUCUUUAACGCACGCGCGCGCGCUCUCGGGUUAGGUCCUAGAAUGUGCGGAGCUCGCGUCUGAACCACGUCCUUCCCAGGGCCGCGGCCGGCACAGACGUCUGCCUGGCGGCGCUGCCGGGUCAUUUGGAAGCGUGCAUCAAGUGGCGGCGGGAGUGAAUAAUGCAGUCGAGGAGGGCGAGUAGAGGGCAGCAACACGUUCAUAGUCUCAUGGUAUAUUUGAUAGCACUCGCAGUUACCAGCCCCCGCAGAUGGGGAAGCAGCCGUCCCCUCCCACCCGGCGCGGCCGCUCCUGCGGAGCCGGGCAGACCCGCGCAGGGGAGAACCUGCUGGCCCGCGCCCCGCCGCCGCGAGAGCCGGCGCCGGGAGGCCGCGACCGCGGAGCCUGAGCCAGGCCGGGGGGCCGGGGGCCCGAGUUGUCCGAGUGAGAGCGACUUCCACGUGCAGACGGUAGAGUGGCCAGUUAGUGGACGAUUGGUUGCUUGGGGAGAGCGAGGCUGUAGCUAGCACGGUAGCUGGUGGCCAAAGCCGGACACUGUGCCAUAUCUGUGAAAGUCGUGGUGUGUAUGGCCAUUGGGUCGCUGAAACAUCCAGACCCUGAUCGUGCGUACAGUGUUUUCCUUACAGGCAGCACUCGCCAAGUUAAAACCGGGUCCCGCCCCGGUGCCCCUCUUGCUAAUCCUCUCUGCCAUUAGUCCGCUUAAAUCCUCCUUUUAUGCUCUUUCUACCUUUCCUUUCCCUUUCUCCCUUCCUCCCAUCUUUUCCUCUUCCUGCCCUCCCUCCCUUCCGUCUUUCCUGAAUUCUGAAUGCCACUCACUCACCGGCAUCUCAGUCCAGGAGUCGGGGUUAACAACCCCACAUCUCCCCAGCACAGCUUGCGCUUGUAGAAUUGGAGAGCUCUGCUUUGGCCCCAGAGCACGUCUCGGUAAUAGUGAAGUUUCCAAUUCAGAGCAACCCAUAAACGCCCAUAACUCGGUUCACACGGACUCCCCAACCUCGUCAGAAAGCCUUUUCCACAACUUAGAAACGUUUUGGUGGUUAGUGUUUGCUCGGAGAAAAGGAGCUGACCAGUCAGCUUAGUUUCUGGAUACAGAAAGGUUAUUUUAAAAGCAGUUUUCCAGUCGCAGAGAACUGGUUCUUGAUUCCCUCACCUACCAGGGCAGUAUGUCACUCUGGCCCUUCACCUUAACACAUUCCACAUUUUUGUUUGUUUGUUUGUUUGUUUGUUUUUAGUUCAAGGCUGAAGUCUUCCCCCAUGUCAGAUAGAAUGUCACUGCAUUACAGCAUAUGAGACAACUUUUGGGGACUUGCCUACAAAACUAUCUUCCUGAUCAUUCACAAGAGAAUGAGGCCAACAGAGAUUUUAAACUUUCUUAUGGCUGGGAUUGAAUAGAUUUAAUUGAUCAAAUGUGUGAGGUUUACCACUUUCAGUCACCUGAGGCUACUGUCUGAUGCCUUCCUGUCUUACAGACUUAGCUUCAGCCCCAAACCCCUCCUUCAGUGGAGAGAGGACAGUAAUUCAGAUUCUUCUCUCAGUUCAUUAUAAGAAGAAAAAUAGCUUUUUUAUGAGGUUGGAGCAUCUCUUAUAAGUUUUGAUAUUUAGAAAAAAUAUGACAAGGGAAGCAGGAAAAGGUCAUUCCGUUAUUUCAGUGGAUCACUUUUUUAGUGCAAAGUUAGGAACACUGGAUUAAACAUUUUACAUUUGCUCUCUCCCACUCCUCCUUUAGUUGGAAGAAGUGUUUCCACUAUUGACUUUCAAUUUUGCAUAAUGCUCCCUACCUUUCCUACAAGGCCAGAAGUCACAGGUACACAAUCCUUACUUAGCCUGUUCUAUUGGAGGAAGCUCUUGAUUGACACUCUUCAUUUCCCCUCCCCAAUGCACUGACACUUACAAAUACACUUUUCUUGAUCCGGAUGGUGCUGGGGUGUGCAUAACUUUUUUGGUAUUGCCCUCCCUGACUUUUGUUCUUUUCAAACUGAUAUUAAGGUGUUUGCCCUGAGAUAAAAAAAUGAAUUAUUGAGAAACAACCAGGCGAACAUUUGUUCAAUUUUCUGCUAUUUUGUUUGCGUUUGUUUUUCAAGUUUCAUAGGAAAGGCUGUAACAGGUGUCUAAGUAACAGUCUCCAAGAAUCCCUUAGUAGAUGACUUCUAGACCAGUUCUAAACCAAUAACAUUAUUGUUUCCAAAAGGGAGAGUGGAAGCUAAGCUCGGUUUUGUCAAGGGAUUCAUUUGAGCGUUUGUCUUUAUUUUAUUCAUUUUAUUUAUUUGUUUAAUAUAUUUAUUGAAUGGUUUGUGGGAAGAAAAGGAGGACUAAAUAGGGCAGGGGGCAGAGAUAGAGAACCCAGUGACAAUUUGUUUUUAUGACUAAAGCCAUUUUCCCAGACUACUGUCUUGCCACAAGUGACGACACAGAGAGCGCAAGUCAUGAAAGUGGAUUACUGUCAUUCUGGGCUAUUGGAGGCCUGGAGAGCCCUGGCAUUAAUUCCUAUAGGAAGGUAGACAAACCCAGCCAUCUCCCCCUGCAGCACCUCAUUGCCUCAGAGUGCAAGGCUCUCUCAAAAUUGCUACUGACCUCAGCUAGGUCUAGGUGGCAGGGCUUCCCCACUUGGGGGAAGCUGACGCUCUGUGAGAACUGAAGAGGAAGCAGGGUGGCUGUAAGAACAAGCCUGAGGGGAUGGGGCACUAUAACAGGCAGGCUGUGGCCACCAGUCCCCGGGCAGGCUAGCAAUCAGUGAGUCAAAGCUAGCUAACAGUGAAUGAAAGAGAGCCAAGAAUGGGACCCUUUGGGUGCUAGAGACUAGCCUUUAGCUUGUUCCACUCCUCCCCCUGGGCUCCAAUCCUAGGUUUUCAGGGUUGGAGAUCUAAGAGAAGACAAGCAUGGUAAGAAAACAUGCUUAGCCCCCGUCCAACAUGCAAGCAUGGGUGGAUGCUUGCAGAGAUCAGGAGAGAUGCCUCGAGUCCUGGGUGAUCUGUGUGUCUGACUCAUGCCAGUUGUACAUGGUCAACAGGAGAGUGGGGUGCAGGAGGAAAGCCUUGUUUUCUUCAGUCACUCUGUCUGGGGUUGUUGUGUCUCCUCUCCCUCAACCCUCCGUCUCACCCAUCAGGACCAAAUAGCAUUGAAACUCCCAUUGCCUUUGCCUGCACUCAGCCUAAAAACUCAGGAUUUGAUAAGGUUACUGCACCAUUGAUACAAUCACAGAUUUUUUUUAAGCCUCCUCAAAGAGACAGAUGUUUAGGCUGAUUAAAAAUUGAGGAGGAAACCUGCAGCUGCACCAAGGAAUAAUCUAUUGGACAAAUAUUUUAAUAAAAAAAAUAUGAAGAGAUCAGCCCGACCUUGCAAGGUCUUCUGCUUUAAAAAAAUCUUUAUCAAACCCCUAUUCUAUGGCUUCAAUAAACAGAACCCAUUACCUCACGGCAUCUUUUGUUGGCCCCAUACAAGAGAGAACAAAAUGGUUAUUCAGGGGAACGCUUUCGAUUUUUAUUGUGGGUAGCCUGCACAAAGAGCCGUGUUAUUGUAUUUAAAAGAACCAUCUGUAGCAGAAACAAUGGCAUCAAAUUAUCUUUGAAUACCCACUGAAAAAACAUAAAGCUUUUUUUUUUUUUUAUUCUUCUUCUGUACGGUGGGGGGAUAGAGCAGUGUUAGGAUAACUGACUUUUUUGUUGUUCUCUGGGUGCAUUCUUCUCGCUCCCCCUCUCUCCCCCUCACCCUCUCUCUCUCCCUCUCUCCCUCUCCCUCUCUCUCUCUCUCUCUCUCUUUUAAAAAAUCAGCCAUUUGGGGUUUUAAGCCAUAAACGAUUUUUCUUGUUGCAGGGGAUUGCAGUGGCAAAGCUAGGCUAGGUCUUGGAGGCUGGUGUAAGGCGAAGCGGGUGAAGGCAGGAGGCUGAUGGAGAGACUGGGGGGAAGAAAAGCCGAAAUGGAUUCACGGUGCCUUGGAUGGAGGACGAGAGGGGAACUGCAGGCUCCUUCAACUCGUUCUGUCCGGUGAGAAGUGAUCAAGCUUGGGCUGACGAGAGGCUCAGGGAGUCCUCACGUUCUUUCGCUUUUUUACCUGCCAAUCAAACUGCUACAAGACAACACCCUGAUCUGGCAUGGACAUCGCGGGUCCAAGCCUGUAGUCCCAAAUCGGAUAUCUCUGCAGCUGAUAACAAGCAAAAGAGAAGCCAGGCAACAGCCAUAUUAAAGAAGAAAACAAUCAACUCUGAGGAUGCCACCCUGAAAGUUUUAUUUUCUCCAGGAAAGUAGAGUUCUCUUUGAGAGUUCUAGCCUGUGAACUCAGUAUGUAAAUGUGGUCAUCAAGCAAGACGGAGCUGCCAAGAGGGGAAGAUUUUGAAUGUUUCUCUUUCCUAAAACCCUUCCCAGUGUUCCUUCUUUCGGGGGUGCUUCACUCAAAGUUUCCCCCUUCCCCCAGCCCUGUUGAAAAAGGCCCCAAAGCAACAUUGCGGGAGCUAAACCAAUUGUACUGUGAAGUUGACGAGCUGGCAUUUCGUCUGAAUCCUUUGUAAAAAUUAGAUUUUAAGUAGGGGUGAGUGUCCUUUUGGGAGAAGGGACAAGGGAGAGUGGAAGAAGAGGGGGAGGGCAUGAGCAGUUUAUAUACAUACAUACUCUUUGUGUUUGCGGGCCUCUGUGUCUUGCCUUCUCACUAUGUUAAAUCCCUAUUAUAAAACUUAUCUUCACAAAGCCUAUUAUAGUAUUCUGAGAACAAAUUGGACCAUGAAUAACUUAGUUGGAAGUGUAGAUUAUUUUCUGCUCGGGGAAAGUUAGAGAUGACAACAGCUUAACUAAAAGAAUAGUGAUUACUCUUAAAUAGAUGGAUUUCAAAGUUUCACUCUUGAUAAAGAGUGCCUUUGAUAUUUCCCCUCUUCAGACUCAUGUUUCCACUUUCUUUGUAUUAAGAAUUGUCCCGGUGAUUACACUGUCCACCUAAUGCAGCCUGACUCUAACUGUAGAUCUUUUUCUUACAGGUUGCUAAUCUGUCAGAGAGGUGAGCAGAAAGACACUCUACUUCCCAUUGAUUAAAUAUAUGGUUCCAAAGUGGCACCUGUGUUUAGAUGGUGAACUCACUGUUAGAAAUAACAUCUUGCAUAAAUCAACAUUUCUCAAUUGGAUAAAAUUAUUGUUCAAAAACAUCUUAAAUUUGUUUAAUGCCCUACAGCUGACAGAACACUUCUCAACUCGUAAUUUUGUUUGAUCCUUAGAACAAUGUUAUGAAAUAAAUAACAUUAAUCUCACUUUACCAAGGAGGAUGCUGAGUCACUUGCACACUGUGAUCCAGCUGAUAAAUGACAGAACUGGGAUACCAACUCAGAUUUUAUGGCUUCAAAAUGUUUUAACUGAUUAGCCCGUAGCAAUAGGUAUUUAAAUAGUUUUUGUCUUCUGUAUCCCUGAAAAUCAAGAUUUUUGUAUUAAAGAGCAAAGUUUUUAUAUUUCACAGAUACAGAAGUUAAAAGACCUGAUUUAAAAAAAAUUCUAUUCACUUAAAAGUAAA
Acinonyx jubatus (cheetah) is the source of this 7052-nucleotide messenger RNA. Its product is annotated as translation initiation factor IF-2-like. The coding region runs from base 680 to 1360 and encodes 226 amino acids. The record is from RefSeq and is a predicted model, not a curated record. Lineage: Eukaryota; Metazoa; Chordata; Mammalia; Carnivora; Felidae. The transcript is spliced from 3 exons.